Molecule: messenger RNA, 1515 nt
Organism: Trichoderma gamsii
Lineage: Eukaryota; Fungi; Ascomycota; Sordariomycetes; Hypocreales; Hypocreaceae
Exons: 2
Coding region: 1-1515 (504 amino acids)
Biological process (GO): spliceosomal snRNP assembly
Source: RefSeq, a predicted model, not a curated record
AUGGCUACCAAGCGGGAAAUCGAAGAUCAAGACCGCGAUACGCCCGAACCGCAGACGAAACGCGCAAAGACGCAUGUUUCCAAAACGCGCCAGCACCAGAACUCUGGCAUUGAUCCGACGUGGGGGCAGAAAUAUGUAUUUUCAAGUAGGAAAGAUGCCACUACCAUACCAGAAGGAGAAGAGUCAGAGUUCGAGGAUGAUUCUGACGCCAUGGCAUACCUGAUGUCUGUAAGACAAGAAGCUUCUUCUAUCCCGCAUCUCUUGGUCGCUCCAAAAGUCCAGAUUGGCCCCCAACUUCCACCAGAAUAUGAUGUAGAGGCCGACGACGAUUCCGAUGAAGAAGAUGGUGAAAUCGACCCAAUAUUCGAUGCUCAUGACACCCCUACCGCACCUGAUUCCAAAGGAUUUUACGAAGAUGGUGCUUAUAUAGGCAUAUCAGAAGGAUGGGGAGACAACGAUCUCGAGCAAGGCGAGGACCUUGAUGAAGAGGACCCUGCUGUUGUUCAGAAGGCACUUAAUGAAGCAUAUUAUGCCUCUAUACUGGGGCAGUAUCGUCGCACUCGCGAAAUACUUGACUCGAAACUACCCGAUAAUGCUGCCAGCCGGCUAUCUGCUUCCCAGGCUACAGAAGCAGCUCCAUUUGGCCGCCAUUCUCCCACCACUCGGCUGUGGACCCGGCUCCUGCAAACUACCGACCCUCAUCCUAUCCAAGUGGCCCUCAUGUCCAAAGAUACUAUCAUUCGAAUUUUGCGUGUAAUGAUUGGCGGCAAAUUCCUUCGUAGUGGACACAGCAUCCCUCAGAGGACGAGUCAAUGGCUGUGGGCCUUACUUGCUAGGCUACCUGAGCUGGGGGAGCUUAACCACACGGAGGUGGGCUGGAUACGUGACUUGGGCCGACGAGCAGUGCUUCUGGGAAGAAGUCUGGCGGAGAUGGCUGCCCUUCGAGAUGAACUUGCAGAUGAUGGAUUUGGCGUGAACGAUAAUGUCGAUGCCAGCAGUAGCGAUGAAGAGGUAGUAGCGGAGGCUGUUGAAGAAGGAGAAGAGGAAGACGGCGAUGAAGACGGCGAUGAAGAGCACGGCACUCCUCCAGCAACUGCAAACAAAACGGCCGAAAAUGAAGUCUUGAACUCAUCUUCUCCAGCUCCUAUCGUCAUCUCUCGAAAUGAAAACGAGGUGCCAACUGGACACGAUGACGAAGACGAAGACGAUGGAGAGAUCAAGGAGACAAACGACGAUAGCGAGGAUGAAGAUGUAGCGAUGGACAUCGCCUCCGAUUCUGAAGCUGACGAGGGUGAGGUUGUCGAGCAAAACGACGAUGCUGUGGCUCUAGAGGAAGCCAAGCGCAAUCUGCUCGCCAGAUUGGCCGAAAGCGAGAACGAACAUCGCCAGGAAGAGGAGAAAAGGGAUGCUAGGAUGAACAUGAGAGCAACCCUGACCAUGAUACUCACAGUUGCUGGUGAGUUUUAUGGCCAACGAGACCUACUCGAAUUCCGAGGGCCGUUUGUUGGUAUGUAA